Messenger RNA from Colletotrichum scovillei, 1432 nucleotides. RefSeq lists its product as uncharacterized. The record is from RefSeq and is a predicted model, not a curated record. NCBI's taxonomy places the organism in Eukaryota, Fungi, Ascomycota, Sordariomycetes, Glomerellales, Glomerellaceae. The transcript is spliced from 2 exons. The coding region runs from base 384 to 788 and encodes 134 amino acids. Gene Ontology annotation, biological process: 2-oxoglutarate metabolic process.
CCUUCGGUUUCUUUCUUCUCAUCUCUUCAUUUUCUUCCCUCCUUCAACACCAAACCGACUAGAUCGCUCUCCUCCCUGCUGAUAAAGUUCUGCCACGCGCCAGACACCCCAAUUGCAUUUACCGUCAAACAUACAAAAAGCCACAGGCGCCCAAAAGUCUAUACCACCCUUGAUACCCGUCGCUAGCGCGUACCGCACACACCCCAGCUUUAUCAUCACAGGCGAGGAGGAGAGCUCAACCACCAAACUUCUUUUUCCCUCCUACACAUAUUUUGGUCCACCACCGCCCACACCAACAAACGAGCUUCGGACCUUUUCGGAAUCACCACCCCAGCACAUCUUUCGAGACCUUUUCCACUCGACUCAUUUUAUAUACCCUCAAAAUGUUCGCUACCAGAGUCCUCCGCCAGGCCGCCGCCCACGCCGAGCGUACCCCGAGCAUCAAGUUCCUCGGCCGCCGCUCCAUUCCUUCUUCCAUCGACCACAGCCCCGCGCCUCACCCAGCUUCGCCCACCGGCAAGCUUCCCGCCAACUUUGGCAACGGCUCCGCCUCCCCCAAGCACACCAGCUUCAGCUCCUACCGCGACCACGCCCAGCAGCACGGCCCCCUCCAGCGCACCAUCGGCUCCGGCGUAGGCGGCUCUACCGGCCACCAGCUCGGCUCCGUCGUUCCCCCCUCUGGCGUCGCUUUCGACCGCUCCGAGCUCCCUGCCCGUUUCCGCCGCCAGCCCCUCGACAUGGCUGAGAUUGAGGCUGUCGAGUCCGGCGGCGCUGCCCUCUUCGGCUGAGUGUGAUGUCGGAACGAUGAACGGAAAACGGAACGCGCCCUUGUUGCCUAACGGUCAAGGGAGACAUUAUUUACCAUGACAUCCGCGGGCUGGACUACGAAAACAUGAGCGACGAUGGCGCGGAGACGAGGAAGAGACGGAACGGGUGGGGAGAGUUGGGCGAGGUUCACAAAAGUAGGCGAUGACAAACACGUGUGUACGAAACGGCGAGACCACAGCGACGGUGGACAUCUCACCCUCCGCGUAGGCCGUCGACCACAAAAGCCCCCGGGAUUGGGGCCUUCGGCAGGACACGGAACAGUCGGCAAUAUUGAUUCGUCACGGCACGCUCGUGACCCAACGGCAAGGGAAAAGUUACAAAAGCGGUUUACUAUGGCGGCUUCGUGAUAUCCAUUGCAAUGGAAGCGAUUCUCGACCGUCAAGUUAGGAGCUUUGCUGGGACAAUACGGGAUUUUUACUAGGAGUUAUCCAACACCCAAGCGGACACAGGCAACAAAGACCUGUCUCUUGCUUUGGCCUUUUUCUAUACCUAGUCUUCAACCUUUCCUUUUACCGUCGACAUCAGGAUCCUGUACCGAUAGUCUAGACUCGUCACACACACACACACACCAACAGACCCCGUGCAUAAAAGCAAGUUUACUUCA